ACUCCUUAGCUCCCGUCCAUUCCUCCCCGUCGCCAGCUCACAUCCCCUCCGGCUCCGGUUUCUCUCCCUCCCCGAUUUCUCCCCUCUCUCCGCCCUUCACCGCCGGACCCGGCAAUGGACGUCCGCCGGAGGCCCCCGAAGCCUCCCCGGUCCUCCACCGCCGCGCAAGGGGCUACGCUCCACCAGCACCGCCGCAGCAACCACCAGAGAAGCUCGUCGUCCCCCGCCGCCCUCGAUCCCCCUUCUCCCAAAGCCUCGGACGCGCUCCCGCUCCCUCUGUACCUCACCAACGCCAUCUUCUUCACCCUCUUCUUCUCCGUCGCCUACUACCUCCUCCACCGGUGGCGGGACAAGAUCCGCAACUCCAUCCCGCUCCACGUCGUCACCUUCCCCGAGAUCGCCGCCAUCGUCUCCCUCAUCGCGUCCUUCAUCUACCUCCUCGGCUUCUUCGGGAUCGACUUCGUGCAGUCCUGCAUCUCCCGAACCUCGCACGACGCCUGGGACCUCGAUGACCUCAUCGACGAGCAGCCACCCUCCAACCUCUGCUGCACCAACGCCAUUUCGCCACAACCUCCGAUGCCCAAGCUAAUCGACCCUGAACCGAUUGUCUCCACCAUCUCCUCAGCUGAGGAUGAGGAGAUUGUGAAAUCAGUCAUCGAUGGGACGAUCCCAUUCUACUCUCUCGAGUCCAAGCUCGGGGACUGCCACCGCGCUGCCUCGAUCAGGCGCGAGGCGCUGCAGAGGAUGACCGGCCGGUCCCUCACUGGGUUGCCGCUUGAUGGGUUUGACUACGAGUCUAUUUUGGGGCAAUGUUGCGAAAUGCCGGUGGGUUAUGUUCAGAUUCCAGUGGGAAUCGCGGGUCCGCUGCUGCUCGAUGGGUUUGAGUACUCGGUCCCGAUGGCCACCACUGAGGGGUGCCUCGUGGCUAGCACGAACAGGGGGUGCAAGGCGAUCCAUGUGUCCGGUGGGGCCACGAGCGUGCUGCUGAGGGAUGGAAUGACCAGGGCGCCAGUUGUCAGGUUCGGCUCCGCGAAGAGGGCUGCGGAGUUGAAGUUCUUCUUGGAAGAUCCCGUCAAUUUUGAAACCCUCGCCGUUGUCUUCAACAGGUCAAGUAGGUUUGGUAGGCUCCAGGGUAUUCAAUGCGCUCUUGCUGGGAAGAAUCUUUACAUGAGAUUCAGCUGCAGCACGGGUGAUGCCAUGGGGAUGAACAUGGUGUCAAAGGGAGUCCAGAAUGUGCUGGAUUUCCUCCAAAGUGACUUUCCAGACAUGGACAUCAUUGGAAUUUCUGGCAACUUCUGCUCCGAUAAGAAACCUGCUGCCGUGAACUGGAUCGAAGGGAGGGGGAAAUCAGUUGUUUGCGAGGCAGUAAUCAAGGAGGAGGUGGUAAGGAAGGUGCUGAAAACGGAUGUAGCUGCCUUAGUUGAACUCAACAUGCUGAAGAAUCUCACAGGUUCAGCUGUAGCUGGCGCUCUUGGUGGAUUCAAUGCUCAUGCGAGCAACAUCGUGUCUGCCAUAUAUAUUGCCACUGGCCAGGACCCAGCCCAAAACAUUGAGAGCUCUCACUGCAUUACUAUGAUGGAAGCUGUCAAUGAAGGAAAGGAUCUCCACGUCUCUGUCACCAUGCCUUCUAUCGAGGUUGGCACAGUCGGAGGGGGGACCCAGCUUGCAUCUCAGUCUGCUUGUCUGAAUUUGCUUGGCGUGAAGGGAGCAAGCAAGGAGUCACCCGGAGCUAACGCGCGGCUCCUGGCCACUAUUGUGGCAGGGGCAGUCCUUGCAGGCGAGCUGUCCCUCAUGUCCGCAAUUUCUGCGGGGCAGCUCGUGAGGAGCCACAUGAAGUACAACCGAUCUAGCAGGGACGUGACCAAAGUCGCCGCCUAACUGAAGGGGCGAAAAAAGGAUUCGGUCCUCCGGAAAAUCAAGCGAAUGGAGACGUAAUAAUGUGAUUAAACGAUAAACAGAAGGCCUAGUUCUCAGAGCUGAAUCCUCCAUGUGAGUUCCCCUUAUGUCUCUCUCAUUUAGCUGUAAAUGCCUUAGAAAGAAAGAACAGCCUCACAUGGGCUAGUCGUGUACUGCUUGGCUCCUCCCUCCUCUCCCCUCAAACGAGCAUAUCUUAAACCAGCCGCACCCAUGACCGUGAAGGCCGUAGCCGCCCCUGCCAACCCCGAGUUGUCUGUAAUUCUGUCAGUGACUGUGUUGUGUGUUAUUAAUUGUUCGAGAUUUUUUUUUUAAAUUUUUUUUGUUUCCUUCGGUAGCUGUCGUUGCAUCUGUACUGUUGUUAUAUAUGUACUGUAGUUGCGAUGUUUUGUGCAGUUGGGGACCAUAUUUUGAGUGUUUUUGGAACUGCUCUGAUUGAUCGUAUCAAUUUGGGGGAACCAUUCUCUUCUCUGUGAGAUUUCAUUUAUAUUUCUUCA
Messenger RNA from Punica granatum (pomegranate), 2411 nucleotides. Lineage: Eukaryota; Viridiplantae; Streptophyta; Magnoliopsida; Myrtales; Lythraceae. The record is from RefSeq and is a predicted model, not a curated record.